AUGGAGCCCCGGGACCUGGAGAGAGUGAACCUUUCUACCGCCAAUUCCCAGUCUGUGGGAAGACCUCAGGAUGGGAGACGAAACCAAAGCGGAGAAAUCGCUGCCUGGGAGCCCCUGGCCCCCACUCGGGAGCCAACCCGCCCAGCACGAAGAGUGCGUCUCCCGAUCCCCACCCCGGGGAACUGGAAGGCAGGCGGGCGCUCGGGGCUCCAGCAGGGUGGAAGAAUCCUAAAGAAAAAAAUCUGCAAAGAGAAAAAAAUAAAUUUGAACCAAACCAAACUCCAAGCCCGAAGGUCCCCGCCGAAAGCGAGGUGGGGGAGGAGGGGGCGGGAACGGCCGAGGCGCGGAGAGUGGGGGAUACGGAACGAACGCCAUCCCCUGCAGAGUCGGUGCCUCCGGGGGCUCCACAGCGCGCGCUCCCACCCGCAAGAGACGGACAAGACAGAGCCGGUAGUUCGGCGGUUCGUGCCAGUGCCGAAAGCACUACGCGGAGAAGGCUCAGAGCAACGGCGGCAAAGGCUCGUCUGUCAAGGCGGGAUUAGAUCCGCCUGCCCGGGGGCCCCGGCCCCCACCUUCCCCCGCCCUGCGAGAGCCGCGCGCGCCAGGGAUCUUUGGGGCGACGCGCGCGGUUUCGAGUCGCGCUUCGGGUCUCUGCGCACCACGUGCGCCCACGGCCUCAGGCGGGGACGUUUGGGCGAGUGCCCCGGCAGGGAAGGGGGCCACGCAGCCGGGAAGGUGCUGCGGCGACGUCCCAGCCCGCCCACCCUUGCUGGGGGGGCAGGACAAAAUGGCCCAACCCAACUUCUCCCUGCGCCCUGGGGAAGGAAGCGUAGUGCGCCCGCUGGAGCGCGAGGCCGCCGCCGCCCGUUCCACACACGGCCUGGCAUUCUGCUUUUCCUCACUGCGCACCAGGGAAAGGCAUAAUUCAAUUAUAUCAUUCAAGUGCCACGCAGCUUUUCCCUCUUUUGCUCUGCAGCCUAGUGCAUUUCGAAGGGGACUCUCCCAAUCCUCAAAUAAAUCUCUCUCUCUAAAGUCCCUCUGGGUUCUUUAGUAAUUAUUGGGGGGAAAAAAGAAAAAAGAAAGAAAAGAAAAGAAAAGAAAGACCGACCCAAAUCAGAUAUGAGUUUACGGUCUGAGCUGCAUAUUUGGGCUCAUCGAGCUUGGUUCCAAACCGCGCAGCUCACGUUAUUUCGGGAGAAGUUGGAGAAUGGGGAGAAUACAAGGUUAUUUAAAGUUGACUCCCAGAACGCGACUUUCCUUCCAGGACUCCCUAGGAGUCUGCGUCUAGGCUCCAGCUUGAAUACUGAACCGGGCUAGCUCCCCGGUGACACUACCUGUUGGGAGAAUGCGCAGUGUAGACCGUCGGCCUUCCUUUCUCCCGCGCAAUCCCGGCAGCGACGGGAUGGAUCUGGGUUUGGCAGGGAAGGGGAGAAGACAGAAGAGCCAGGGGCACAGCACAAAGUCAGCAGCGCCUGGUACUACCCAGCAAACUGCUCUGGCUCUUUAGGAACUGGAAGCAGUCCCCAGUACGCUGUGCGGGGCCCCUGGCCGCAGGGAUGCGCCCAAACUCUGCACGAUUCUCGAAAUUCGGAAACCACAAAGCAGUGCCGUUCGUAUUUACGGCUUAGUGCAAGCCUAACUUAAAAAAAAAAAAAAAAAGGCAAACAAA
This is a messenger RNA of Mustela erminea (ermine), 1669 nucleotides long. RefSeq lists its product as uncharacterized. The record is from RefSeq and is a predicted model, not a curated record. Bases 1 to 924 code for a protein of 307 amino acids. NCBI's taxonomy places the organism in Eukaryota, Metazoa, Chordata, Mammalia, Carnivora, Mustelidae. The transcript is spliced from 3 exons.